AUCAAAACUGCCAUAAAACAAAUGAAGAAGGUCGGGAAUAAGCCUGAAUUCAUUGCCUGGACUGGGUAUUGGACUAACCAACCACUCUAGUGACAAUCUCUCCUACGAUGCCUGUGACGACCCCCCAUCCAAUUUCCACCAAAUGUACAAAAAAGUGACUGCCCUCCUGACCACCCACUUCCCCAACACCACAAUCCUCCCCACACUGGGAAACCACGACAACUGUCCCCCCAACUACUGGCCCACCAAUAACCCAAACGUAUACCAACAUUUCCUGGAUAGUUCUGGCUGGGGUGAGUUGAUUAAGGACAGGACAUUCCUCAAAGGUAGAGGGACAGUAAUUAGACCAGGCGGGUACUACUCCACACACAUCUCAGACUCACUCCUGGCCAUCGUCCUCAAUUCAGUCCUCUGGAUACUCCCCAACCAGGACGCCUCCUCACAAACUGACCCCGGGGACCAAUUCCUGUGGCUCAAUCACACAUUAAUGAAAGCACAGGCCAACAAUAAGACUGUCCUCAUAUUCACUCACGUACCCCCCGGACAUGAACCAAAUGUCACUCGCCAAUACAAUUCUCAAACACUCACCAAACAAUUUAUAGACAUUCUGGGAGAGUUCGACCAAACUGUGCUGGGAGUGUUUUGUGGGCAUCUCCACAAAGAUGCCUUCUUCGGGGAUCCUGCCCUCUACUCUCGAGUGAUCUACGCCUCCCCUCCUCUCUCCUGGAUAGCAGGGAAUCCAGGAGUGCGUCUAUACAACUACGACAUAUCCGACUACACUCAAUACUACUUAACCAGUCAUGGGGAAUGGGUGGCUCACUCUCAGUCCAAAAUAUACUCAGUCACCACCAAUCAUGCCCAGACAUUGCUGAGGGCAGUCCAGGAUAAUAUAUGCACAUAUAUUGCCUUGUUUGCACAGUCGGAUGUGGUCAGACUGGACUGUGACCAAGUCUGUGCUCUCUCGUUGUACUGUUCGAUGAGGACACUCACCCCAGCUGACUACUCUGCUUUCAUGGCCAGUCGGGCGGACGUAUUGGAACUCGCCUCCUUCCCGUAUUCGUCGAAAUACCAAAUCCUUGUCGGUUGUUCUAUAAUGUUGGUCAUUAGGACUAACCGGAAGUAA
Molecule: messenger RNA, 1123 nt
Organism: Octopus sinensis (East Asian common octopus)
Lineage: Eukaryota; Metazoa; Mollusca; Cephalopoda; Octopoda; Octopodidae
Product: acid sphingomyelinase-like phosphodiesterase 3a
Exons: 2
Coding region: 143-1123 (326 amino acids)
Molecular function (GO): hydrolase activity
Source: RefSeq, a predicted model, not a curated record